AUGCAUUGUUCCCGCUGGAAUCCUCUGUCUCCUCCUUUUCACUCUCCUCCUUUUCUCUCUCCUCCUUUUCUCUCUCCUCCUUUUCUCUCUCCUCCUUUUCUCUCUCCUCCUUUUCUCUCUCCUCCUUUUCUCUCUCCUCCUUUUCUCUCUCCUCCUUUUCACUCUCCUCCUUUUCACUCUCCUCCUUUUCACUCUCCUCCUUUUCACUCUCCUCCUUUUCUCUCUCCUCCUUUUCUCUCUCCUCCUUUUCACUCUCCUCCUUUUCUCUCUCCUCCUUUUCACUCUCCUCCUUUUCUCUCUCCUCCUUUUCUCUCUCCUCCUUUUCUCUCUCCUCCUUUUCUCUCUCCUCCUUUUCUCUCUCCUCCUUUUCUCUCUCCUCCUUUUCACUCUCCUCCUUUUCUCUCUCCUCCUUUUCUCUCUCCUCCUUUUCACUCUCCUCCUUUUCUCUCUCCUCCUUUUCUCUCUCCUCCUUUUCUCUCUCCUCCUUUUCUCUCUCCUCCUUUUCCCUCUCCUCCUUUUCUCUCUCCUCCUUUUCUCUCUCCUCCUUUUCUCUCUCCUCCUUUUCUCUCUCCUCCUUUUCUCUCUCCUUUUCUCUCUCCUCCUAUUCUCUCUCCCCUUUUUCUCUCCCUCUCUCUCCUUUCUUCCCUCUUCUCAGCGCCCACCGGCACGGCUGAGCGCACCUCGAAUGCCGCCUCUGCCCGCAGCAGCACGGGUGGACCUCCCCCAGGUGCCACCUCCACCCGAGGCAGCACCAGCUCUACUUCUUCGUCUGGUGGUGGCGCUGGUGCUGGCGGUGGUGGUGUGGGAACAGAUGCAGGGGCAAAAUUAGCGUCAGCAACAGCAGGAGGCGGAGCAGGAACAGAUGCAACCACUGCAGCAGCAGCAGCAGCAGCAGCAGCGCCAGCAGCCGCCCCUCCUGCUCCUUCUCAGGCGCCUGAUUUCAUUCCUGACGAUUUCUUCGCCGCCCCAUCCUCCUCCACCUCUUCCUCUUCAACUCCGGCCGCUGCCCCUUCUGCUCUGCCAACGCCACUACCUGCUCCUGGCGCUCUUGCUGCCACGUCAGCAGCAGCUGCCGCCACGUCAGCCUCUCCAGCAGCGGUCCCUGCUAUUCCCAGUGCGAGCGCAGCAACAGCAGCAGCGGCCAUACCGUCGUCAGCUGCUGCCUCUUCAUCGUUCUUUGCUGCCAGCUUUGGAUCAGGAGUGGGGCAGCAGCAGCAGCAGCAGCAGCAGAGUGCAGCAGCUAUCACUCCAGAGAGGCACAGCAGUGGUUCUUCUGCUCUGGACUUCUUCUCCCAGCUCAGUGGUAUCACAAGCUCUGUCCUUUCUGGCACCGCCUCCUCGUCUUCUUCUGCGCACCCGUCCGGCGCCACUCACACCAAUGACUCUGCUGCUGGCAUGAGUGCUUUCACCGGCAAUUUCGCGGGCAGUUUCCCUGGGAGUCAGCCAUACGCCUCCCACGACGGGCAGUUCGGGCAGUUUGUAAAACCGGAGCCGGCGAAUCCGGUGGUGCAGGAAAUUCUGCUGUCGCUGCCCGACUUGUCGUUCAUGCUGGCGGAUCACCUGGUGGUCCCUGGGAGGGAUCCUGGAGGCCUUAGGGAGUUCAAUAGCCGGCCAAAGGUGUCUGCUGCAUCUAUCAUUGCAUCGUGCGUUCCCCCUCGGGCAAUAGCACAUGCUGCAGCUGUGCCAGUAGCAGCAGGAGCAGUUGCAGUAGGAGCAGAAGCAGGAGGAACAGGGGCAGAUGCAGGAGCAGCAGGGGCAGCAGCAGCAGCAGCAGCAGAUGGUCUUGUUGAUUCUUCUGCAAGUGCCACUGUAGGAAUUCCACCUACAAAUGCAGAAGCUACAAUAGAGGCAGGAGAAAGUGGAAAGCAGCAGGUGCCAGCAAGUGGGUUUGGUUCUUUGGGCGAUGCUACUUCAGGAAGUCGUGCUGCAAUUACAGAAUCCGUUGCAAACACGGCAUCAGCUGCUCCUGCAACACCUAUGGCAGAGAGUUCAUUGUCCUCUGUGAUUGCAGGAAUGUCAAUGGGGGGCUUUAUGGAUGGUGCAGAGGAGGAUAAUGACGAUUGGGGCGACUUUGAGUCAUGA
Messenger RNA from Closterium sp. Naga37s-1, 2082 nucleotides. NCBI's taxonomy places the organism in Eukaryota, Viridiplantae, Streptophyta, Zygnematophyceae, Desmidiales, Closteriaceae. The record is from the annotation of a GenBank genome assembly.